Thalassophryne amazonica is the source of this 2438-nucleotide messenger RNA. Its product is annotated as complement C2. Lineage: Eukaryota; Metazoa; Chordata; Actinopteri; Batrachoidiformes; Batrachoididae. Gene Ontology annotation, cellular component: extracellular region. Gene Ontology annotation, biological process: proteolysis; complement activation. Gene Ontology annotation, molecular function: serine-type endopeptidase activity. The transcript has 19 exons. The record is from RefSeq and is a predicted model, not a curated record. The coding region runs from base 93 to 2399 and encodes 768 amino acids.
UCAGAUGUCAAAUAAAACAUUCAGUCGCUGCUCUAUACAGACACUGUGGCUGCAGAUCCUGUCACCAAAUACAGCUGAUACAGACUCGUGUCAUGUCCGUGCUGUGGAUUCUUCUCUUUCUCUUGGUUCGGGAUGUUUCCCUGCAGGAGGAGGAUUAUGAAGGUGAAAUACAUGAUGACCUCCAGGCUGUGAACUGCUCGACCACAGAGAACAUAAGAGGUGGACAUGUGACCUAUUCACAGUGGGGGUUGGAGGACAGUGUGCUGACCUUUCACUGCGGCCCUGGCCGAUACCCUUCUCCUGUCAGCCAUCGACUGUGUGGCAAUAAUGGGGAGUGGUCACCCAUGAGAUUAGCCAAUGGCAGGCGAGUGCUGCAGGCCACAUGUAAAGAGUUAUUGUGUCCAGGUCAGCUCCAGCUCAACCAUGGGGACUUCUGGCCCAGGGACCAGUGGUUUCGUAUUGGAACAGUGCAGAGCUUCUCAUGCCAUGAUGGUUUCACCCUGUCUGGAUCAACCCAGAGAAACUGCACCAUUUCAGGGGACUGGACUGGAACUGCUCCAGUAUGUGACAACCACGCUGAUGACUGUGUGGACCCUGGAAUUCCCCCAGGUGCCCAGAUGUCAGAGGGGCGCUUUCAAACAGGAGACAAGGUGACCUACAGGUGUCAAGCUGGUCUCAGUCUGCUGGGAUCGGAUGAAAGGGUUUGCCUGGAGAACAGGGAGUGGAGUGGUUCUGCUCCACGGUGUCAGGGUCCACAUACCUUUGACUCCCCGAGUGUUGUGGCAGCAGCUAUGGCUGGGUCACUUGCAGGAUCCAUGGAUGUUUUCUCUCCAGAGUUCAUAAAGAAAGUGAGCUAUGCUCGUACCAUCCAUGUGAGUGAAGGCAGUCUUUUGAAUAUUUAUGUCUUACUGGACACAUCUGGCAGUAUCAAGGAGGACAGUUUUAAUGAGGCAAGAAAAGCCACCAUGGCUCUCAUCACGAAGUUGGACAGCUAUGAAGUACAGAUGAAGUUCCAUGUGUUAUCAUUUGCCACUGAGGCUAAAGACAUUGUGGACAUCACCGACACCUUCACAAGCAGCGACUCGGACAGUGUCAUGUACAACCUGAAAAACUUUGACUACCGAAGUCACGGCCAUAAGAGAGGCACCAACCUGUUCGCUGCCCUGCAUCGUGUCAGUGAGAAGAUUAGCUUCUUCAAGCAAAACAGGGAAAGGAACUAUUUUAAUGAGACUCAAAACAUCAUCAUCAUAGCAACUGAUGGUAACCAUAACACAGGCACCAAGCCUCAGGUGGCUCUGGCUCAGAUCCGGCACCUGCUGGGCUACAAGAGUGUGGCAUCGGAUCACACAGAUGAGACGCUGCUCGAUGUUUAUGUGUUUGGUGUUGGGAAGGAUUUGAAUAAAGGUGUGUUGAAUUCUCUUGCGUCAAAGAAGAGAGGUGAGCAGCAUGUGUUCGUUUUGACAAACUACAGAACGCUGGGAGAGGUUUUCAACAGCAUGAUCAGUGAUAAGACUGUGACUAUGUGUGGCAUAGCUCAGGAAGAUGUGGACGCAGAAGACGACAAACAUGAACCAAAAUCCUACACCAGACCUUGGCAUGUCACACUGAAGAGUGCACUGCCAUGUUCUGGAUCCAUUGUAAGCCAGACUUGGGUGCUGACGGCUGCUCACUGUUUUGCCAGAGCGAGCACAGACCAAGUUUUUCAACACGUGGAGGUAACACAUGAUGGGGGCACUGUGCACGCAAAGAGAGUGAUCCUGCACCCAGAGUACAACAUCUACGCACUCAAACACAAGAACGUGUCUGAAUUUUAUGACUAUGAUGUUGCUCUGGUUGAGCUGAAUAAAAGCAUCCCUCUCUCCUGGAAGGCCAGACCCAUCUGCCUGCCGUGCACUGUACCAGCUGGCCGAGCCAUGAAGAAGGUCAACUCAACCUGUCAGCAGCACAGGGAGGAGCUUUUAACACGCAAAGCAACAGCUGCCUUUUUUAUUCACAAAAAGUCCCGCCUACAAACGCACAUUCAAACAAACAGUCAGAGACUUGGAUGUGUGGAAAAAGCCCUGAAGACGCUUCAGGAGCCCACAAAUGUAACUCUGGACGAAUACAUACCUGAUCGGUUUCUUUGUUCUGGAGGCAGCCAGGAGUACAAGGACGCGAUCACCUGUAAAGGCGACUCUGGUGGAUCUCUGUUUCUGCAAAAGCGGAACCGCUAUUUUCAGGUGGGAGUUGUGAGCUGGGGAACCACAAAUGUAUGUGGUACUAAGAAUGUCAUGCAUGGGUACAGCAACAAGAACCCGCCUUCUGAUGCGCGUGACUUUCACAUUGACCUGUUCAAACUGGCGCCUUGGCUCAAAGAACAUCUGAGGCAGGAGAUUCAGUUCCUGCCUUUGAAUGAGUGAAAGAGCUGCUGCUCGGGUACAGAACCAACAACCACCUGA